Messenger RNA from Phacochoerus africanus (Common warthog), 3460 nucleotides. Its product is annotated as zinc finger protein 850-like. NCBI's taxonomy places the organism in Eukaryota, Metazoa, Chordata, Mammalia, Artiodactyla, Suidae. Gene Ontology annotation, biological process: negative regulation of transcription by RNA polymerase II. The transcript has 3 exons. Gene Ontology annotation, molecular function: DNA-binding transcription repressor activity, RNA polymerase II-specific. The annotation marks the transcript as partial. The record is from RefSeq and is a predicted model, not a curated record.
CGCGGGCUUUCCCCGGAGGAGCAUGCGUCAGGGGCGGGACUUCCGGCAUCCUCUCCAGCCGUCAUUUUAUUUGGCUGCCACGGAGUAGGGUUCGCUGUUGUGGUAACGUUGACCUCAGUUCUGGAUCGAUGUCCUGAUGAAAGAGUGAGAGAGGAGGAAGAUACUCACAUCUGUCGCCCUCAUUUUAGCGUCACUCCUGUUGUCUCCUGGGGUCGGUAACGGGAAGGUCCGAGAGGAGGCUCUCCCCGCUGCACCCAGGCGUGUCAGCGGUUCUGAGACGCAGCCUGGCAAGAGGACCGCUGCUCCUGGCCCUCUCAGACCACAGACUCCAAUGGCGGUGGUCGCGCUGAGGGACCCGCCUCAGGGUGGUGUGACCUUCGCAGACGUUGCCGUGCGCUUCUCCUGUGGGGAAUGGAGGCUCCUUGAUGAGGCUCAAAGACGCCUGUACCUCGAUGUGAUGCUGGACAACUAUACACUUAUAUCCUCCCUGGGUUGUUGCUGUGGAGCAGGGGCUGUGGAGUCACGCUUAGAAAAAACAGUUCCUGCAGGAGUCUCACAGGCUUGGUCUCCUAAGACAGCUCCAUUUUCCCAGAAGAUCCACCCCUGCGAGAUGUGUGGUCCAGUCUUGAGAGACAUUUUCCACUUGGCUGAGCCACAGGAAACACAACCCAGCCAGAAACUGUUGAGGUGUGGGGCAUGUGAGACACAGUUUUAUAUACUUUUGGAAAGCCGUGUGUACAGGACAUCGUUUUUUAAGAGCUACACAUUCCAUUUAUCACAGAAGCCUCUUUCUUCUGGGAAAUUUCUGGCCCCCAUGGGAUGUCUGCAGCAACAGGCUACUCAUACUGUGGAGACACGAAAUAAAGACACCCAGUGGGGGUCAGCUUUACAAAGCAGAAGUCAUCACUGGGGAGAGUGCAAAAAAGCCCUCAGCCCUGGACAGACACUUGUUCAAGACCAGGGUGUCCACAGUGGAAGACAGUGUUUUGUUUGCAGUGAAUGUGGGAAAACAUUCAGGUUCAAAUCUACAUUCAUUAUACACCAGAGAGUCCACCCUGGAGAAAGGCUUCAUGUAUUUAGCAAAUGUGAAAAAUCUUUUAGACAAAGCUCAGCCCUCAGUCAACAUGGAAAAAUUUAUACUGGUUCAGUACAGGACAAGUGCAGCAAAUGUGGAAAAUCUUUAACCCACAAAUCUGUUCUAAUUUAUCGCCAGAGAUUGCCCAGUGGAGAAAAUAGUUCUGUGUGCAGUGACUGUGCAAAAUCUUUUCAUCAUAGCUCUGUGUUCAUGCGACAAAAUGGAGUGUUUUCUGGAGAAAAAUUUUAUAAGUGUAGUGACUGCGUGAAAUCUUUUACCUGUAGGUCUGCCCUCAUUUAUCAUCAGAGAACUCACACGGGAGAAAGACCUUAUGAGUGCAGUGAAUGCGGGAAAUGCUUUACCACUAACAACAUCCUCCGUAAUCAUCAGAGAACUCACACAGGACAAAGACCUUAUGGGUGCAGUGAGUGUGGGAAAUCUUUUACCUCUAAUAGUGCUCUCUGUUAUCAUCAGAGAGUUCAUUCUGGAGAACAGCCUUAUGAGUGCAGUGAAUGUGGGAAGUCUUUGAACUCUCUGUCUGCCCUCAAAUAUCAUCAGAGAUCUCACACAGGAGAAAGGCCUUAUAAGUGCAGUGAAUGUGGGAAAUCUUUUACCUGUAGAUCUUCCCUCAAUUAUCAUCAGAGAUCUCACACAGGAGAAAGACCUUAUGAGUGUGGUGAAUGUGGGAAAUCCUUUACCAGUAACCGAGUCCUCCGUUAUCAUCAGAGAACUCAUACAGGAGAAAGGCCUUAUGAGUGCAGUGAAUGUGGAAAGUCUUUUACCUCUAAAAAUGCUAUCCAUUAUCAUCAGAGAGUUCACUCUGGAGAAAAGCCUUAUGAGUGCAGUGAAUGUGGAAAAUCUUUCAAAUCUCAGUCUGCCUUGAGAUAUCAUCAGAAAUCUCACACAGGAGAAAGGCCUUAUAAGUGCAGUGAAUGUGGAAAGUCUUUUAUUACUGCUGCUUUUCUUCGUUAUCAUCAGAGAGUUCAUUCUAGUGAUUGGCCUUAUAAGUGCACUGAAUGUGGGAAAUCUUUUACUUCUAAAUCCAGCUUUGAUUAUCAUAAAGGAGUUCAUUCUAGAGAAAGGCCUCGUAUAGGGUGCAGUGAAUGUGGGAAAUCCUUUACCAGUAGCAACGCCCUCCGUUAUCAUCAGAGAGUUCAUUCUGGAGAAAGGCCUUAUGAGUGUAGUGACUGUAGGAAAUCUUUUACCUAUAGGUCUUCCCUCACUUAUCAUCAGAGAGUUCACACUGGAGAAAAGCCUUUUGAGUGCAGUGAAUGUGGGAAAUCUUUUACCACUAACUCCAGACUUCGUAAGCAUCAGAAAGUUCACAGUGGAGAAAGGCCUUAUAAAUGCAUUGAAUGUGGGAAAUCUUUUGCUAAUAAGUCCAACUUUCAGUAUCAUCAAAAAGUUCACUCUGGAGAAAGGCCUUAUGAGUGUAGUGAAUGUGGGAAAUCCUUUAUCCAAAGAUAUAGCCUUAAUCUACACCAGAGAGUUCACACGGGAAAAAGUCCUCAUAGUUGUAGUGAGUGUGGGAAAUUUUUUAUUACUAAGAGUAAUCUUACUGAACACCAGAGUGUUCACACAGGAGAAAGGCCUUAUAAAUGUGGUGAAUGUGGAAAAUCUUUCAUCUCUCGGCCUGCCCUCAGAUACCAUCAGAGAUCUCACACAGGACAAAGACCUUAUGAGUGCAGUGAAUGUGGGAAAUCAUUUACCACUAAUUUUAACCUCCAUUAUCAUCAGAGAGUUCAUUCUGGGGAAAGGCCUUAUGAGUGCAGUGAAUGUGGGAAAUCUUAUUUUUCUAAGUCUGCAUUCAUUUCUCAUCAGAGAUCUCACAGAGGAGAAAGGCCUUAUGAAUGCAGUGACUGUGGGAAAUCUUUCUACUCUCAGUCUGCCUUCAGAUAUCAUCAGAAAUCUCACAUGGGAGAAAGGCCUUAUAAAUGCAGUGAAUGUGGGAAAUCUUUUAUUUGUAGGUCUUCCCUCAGAUAUCAUCAGAGAUCUCACACAGGCGAAAGGCCUUAUAAGUGCAGUGAAUGUGGAAAAUCUUUUACCUCUAGCUUUAACCUCCAUUACCAUCAAAGCAUUCACACUGGAGAAAGGCCUUAUGAGUGCAGUGAAUGUGGGAAAUCUUUUAUUACUGCUGCUGUUCUUCGUUAUCAUCAGAGAGUUCAUUCUAGUGAUUGGCCUUAUAAGUGCACUGAAUGUGGGAAAUCUUUUACUUCUAAAUCCAGCUUUGAUUAUCAUAAAGGAGUUCAUUCUAGAGAAAGGCCUCGUAUAGGGUGCAGUGAAUGUGGGAAAUCCUUUACCAGUAGCAACGCCCUCCGUUAUCAUCAGAGAGUUCAUUCUGGAGAAAGGCCUUAUGAGUGUAGUGACUGUAGGAAAUCUUUUACC